AUGGCAAGCCGCAGGGAGGAGUGCGCUCGACACAGCCCGCUGCGAAGAUGGAGGCAGCGGCUGUCAGAGCAGCCAAACACGCCGGGGUGGCGACGACUACCCACAAGAAAAAUAAUCAUAAUGUCUCAAUUCGGGAUUUUAAACAGUUUCGAUCACAAUUUACAAUCAUGGCAGACAUACAAAAACCGGCUACUUCAAUGGUACAUCGCGAACGACAUCGAUGAGACAAAGGAUCCACAUGGAAUAAAGAGGCGGGCUAUUUUAUUGAGCGCACUCAGCGACGGCACAUAUAAACUGGCAGCAGAUUUGGCCUUGCCAAAGGAACUGCAGGUAGUGCCAUUCGAAGACGUUUUGAAGCUUUUGGAUAAUCACUUUACGCCCAAAGUAUGUGGUUUUAGCGAAAGAUACAAUUUUUACGUUGCGACACAAACGGUGGGUGAAACCUACCCACAAUGGGCAGCGAGAUUGCGCGGGCUAACGGCACAUUGCAACUUCCAAGACGUAGAAGAAGCGUUAAGGGAUCGGUUUGUAAUGGGCAUGCUACCGGGACCGGAGCGAGAGAAGCUAUUUGCGCAGGAUCCAAAAAAACUAACUUUAGCGGGAGCGGUGGAGCUGGCGGCGAGCGUACAAAGUGCACGCCAAGGAGCGGCGGCAGCCACGGGGAGCGCGGCUGCGACCGCACCGCACGAACAGCUGUUUAAGAUGAACCAGUCCCCCGAAACCAGCGUCAACCGCGUCAGUAACAACAAAACUCAGUGCACGGUUUGUGGUUAUAAAAACCAUACGUCAUCGCAAUGCAGAUUUGCCAGUUAUAAGUGUAAAAGGUGUAACGUAAAAGGGCAUUUAAGUCGAAUGUGCAAAAAAAUUAACUUUGUGUCACACGUAGGAGAAGUCAUUGAGAGCGCGGAUGAUGACGUGUUCACAGAGUAAAGCAUACCAGGGUACAAACGUACAAGUAUAUAGUCCGGGAGACAAUGUACUUUAUAAAAAAACAAAUGUUAAUAAACAAUUUUCAUGGAAUAGAGGACUAAUUAUAAAAAGAAUCGGAAAAGUUGUUUAUUUAGUUAAGGACCUUGUCACAACAGAGCAAUAUAAAAAACACAAAAAUCAGUUGUUAUUAUACAAAGGUACAGACCACACCACCCACCAUCCAUGGAACUGUCCGAUAGAACCGCUAGAUGUAAUUCCUUCGGUGCCAGGGAAUUACAGGAACCAAGAGGAGACAUCUCACCAUAAUAUUAUGGAAGAAAUCUACCCAUCUGCGCCACAACCUGAUGGGCCACAGCGACAACUUGAAGGGGAAGAAGAUGCGGAUGAAUUCCAUGAGGCAGAGGAAGCGGCAGUCGACGCUGCGAGCGAGGAGAGCGCUCAGCAGCUGCCAGCGCCCCCAACAACGUCAGACAGACCCCUAUUCGAUGGGCGGUUGC
This is a messenger RNA of Pectinophora gossypiella (pink bollworm), 1427 nucleotides long. RefSeq lists its product as uncharacterized. The transcript is spliced from 3 exons. The record is from RefSeq and is a predicted model, not a curated record. NCBI's taxonomy places the organism in Eukaryota, Metazoa, Arthropoda, Insecta, Lepidoptera, Gelechiidae. Gene Ontology annotation, molecular function: zinc ion binding; nucleic acid binding. The coding region runs from base 1 to 930 and encodes 309 amino acids.